GGAGCUGCACCUCGGAUGCCACCCCAGGCUUGUUCCUUCACUCAGCAGAAUGACCUACUUGGGGAAUGUUCUGUCCCUGCUGCUCUGCUUAACCGGAGCGGUGUGUGGAGUUCAGAGGGAGUACUUUAUAGGCAUCAAGGAGGUACAGUGGGAUUAUGCACCAAGUAAAAUGAAUUUGAUUCUCAACCAGUCUUUGAACGAGGAUGAGCACGUUGCCACGUUUCUGCGGCGUGGGGAGGACCGCAUCGGCAGCGUGUACAAGAAGGCCGUUUACCUGCAGUACACCAGCGCCACCUACAGGGAGGAGGUGGAGAAGCCGCAGUGGCUGGGCUUCCUGGGGCCCCUCAUCGCGGCGGAGGAGGGGGACACCGUGGUCAUCCAUCUGAAGAACUUCGCCUCGAGGGCCUACACCCUCCACUCCCACGGCAUGAAGUACACCAAGGACAACGAAGGUGCGUUUUACCCUGACCACACCAGCAGCGGGGACAAAAGGGACGACCACAUUCAGCCUGGAGCGAACUACACGUACGUGUGGGAGAUGACCGCGCCCCACGCGCCCGCCAAGGACGACACCAACUGCCUCACCCGAAUCUACCACUCGCACAUCGACGCCCCCAGGGACGUGUCCUCCGGCCUCAUCGGACCCCUCAUCAUCUGCAGAAAAGGCACGCUGGACGUGUUCGGCGACAGCGCGGCCACAUACCUCUACGCGCUGUUGUUCACGGUGUCCGACGAAAACCUCAGCUGGUACCUGGAUGACAACAUCCAGACGUACUGCUCUGCUCCCGACAAAGUGGACAAAGAAGACGAAGACUUUCAGGAGAGCAACAAGAUGCACUCCAUCAACGGCUACGUGUAUGGGAACCUGCCGGGCCUGACGAUGUGCGUGGGGGACAAGAUCCACUGGCACCUGUUCGGGAUGGGCAACGAGGUGGACGUCCACUCCGCCUUUUUCCACGGGCAGAUCCUGACGGAGAGGAAACACCACGUCGACACGGUCAGCCUCUUCCCGGCGACGUUCGUCAAUGCCGAGAUGGUGCCUGCGAACCCGGGGAAGUGGCUGCUCAGCUGCCAGGUCAACGAUCACAUGGAAGGUGGGAUGCAGGCGUUUUUUGAAGUCAAGAACUGUUUCCCCAAAGUCCACCCUGGCAAACCCCGAGGAACAGUCCGGCAGUACUACAUCGCGGCCGAAGAGGUCAUCUGGGAUUAUGGGCCCAGCCAGAUUAACCAGUUCACAGGAAACCCCUUAAAAUCCGACAGAGAUUCGGAGCCCUUCUUUGAAACUGGGAGCGACAGGAUUGGAGGAAAAUACAAGAAGGCAGUCUACGUGGAGUACACAGACCACAGCUUCACAAAGCGCAAGGAGAGGACCCCCGAGGAAGAGCACUUGGGAAUUCUGGGUCCCGUCAUAAGGUCUGAAGUUGGGGACACCAUCCGGGUGACUUUCUGGAACAACGCCAACCGUCCUUACAGCAUCCAGCCACACGGGGUGCUGUACACUAAAGACAACGAGGGGACUUUGUACAACUCCAUUCCUGGAGGUCACGUGACGCCUUCCUUCGCCGCCCACGUGCUUCCUGGCUCCAACGUGACCUACGAGUGGACGGUUCCUCUGGACAGCGGGCCGGCCGCCGAUGACCCCGACUGCAUCAACUGGCUCUACUUCUCUGGGGUGGACACCGUGAAAGACCCCAGCUCCGGGCUGGUGGGACCGCUCCUGGUCUGCAAGCGCAACACCCUGAAGUCAGGCAAACAGAAAAACAUCGACAAAGAAUUCCAUCUCCUCGCCACCGUGUUUGACGAGAACCUGAGCUGGUAUUUGGAUGAGAACAUUAAGAUGUUUGCCGGAGCUCCUGACACGGUGCAGAAGGAGGACGCGGACUUCGAUGAGUCCAACAAGAUGCACUCAAUCAAUGGAUAUAUGUAUGGCAACCUGAAAGGACUGAAAAUGUGUUUAGGAGACAAGGUGUCCUGGCACCUCUAUGGCCUGGGGUCAGAGGUCGACAUGCACGGUAUAUUUUUCAACGGCAACACCUUCAUUACCAAGGGGACCAGGAGAGACGUUGUUAAUCUCUUUCCACACAUUUCUCAGACUCUCAUCAUGCAGCCUGAUGCCAUAGGGGAGUUCGGCGUGGUCUGCAGGACCACGGACCACUACAGAGGCGGGAUGAAGGAGAAAUACACAGUGGAGAAAUGCAGCUGGUGGAACAGCGGCAAAGACCUCACGUUCUUCUACGACAAAACGUACUACAUCGCGGCCGUGGAGACGGAAUGGGACUAUUCUCCGAACCGCACGUGGGAGGAGGAGAGGCACAUGUUUCACGACGAGAGCCCUGGAAAUACCUUCAUUAACAAGGAGGACAAGUUCAUAGGCUCCAAGUACAAGAAGGUGUUGUACAGGGAAUUCACUGACAGCACCUUCACCACACCCAAGACGAGGGGAGAGGACGAGACGCACCUCGCGAUCCUAGGUCCUAUCAUCCACGCCGAGGUUGGCAACAAGAUAAAAAUUGUGUUCAAAAACAUGGCGGGGAGGAAUUUUUCCAUCCACGCGCACGGAGUGAAGACCGAGAGUCCCAGGAUUAAAGAAACUGCACCGGGUGAGAUCCAGGAGUACACCUGGAUCAUCCCGAAGAAAGGCGGGCCCGCGCCGGGAGAGGCAGAGUGCAGCGUCGCAGCCUACUUCUCCACAGCGGACCUCAUCAAGGACAUGUACAGCGGCCUGAUCGGCCCCAUCGUCGUGUGCCGGAAGGACUUCCUGAGGAAGGUGGGGCUGAAGAAGCAGAUCGAGGAGUUCGUCCUGCUCUUCCUGGUGUUCGACGAGAACGAGUCCUGGUACCUGGAUGAGAACAUCAAGACCUACGUGAAGGAGCCAGCGAAGGCGCGCAAAGACGACGAGGAGUUCAUCGAAAGCAACAAGAUGCACGCAAUGAAUGGCAGGAUAUAUGGAAACGUGGAGGGCCUGACGAUGCACGCGGGAGACCAUGUGUACUGGCACCUGAUGGGAAUGGGCAACGAAGUGGACAUGCACACGGUUCACUUCCACGGGCACAGCUUUGACUACAAGCUGAGCGGCACCCACCGCACGGACGUCUUCGACCUGUUUCCCGCCACCUUCCAGACGGUGGAGAUGAGGCCCGAGUACCUGGGCACCUGGCUGAUCCACUGUCACGUGACCGAUCACAUCCACGCGGGCAUGGAGGCCACCUACACCGUGCUGGAGAAGGGGGAGCCCCGCGGUCCCCUGCAAGGCAUGAAGGACUUGCUAAAGAAACAUUUAGGAUUCAAAUCCCCACUGUAAAUCCCCGAUGUUGCUGUGGUCACUGUAUUAAAAUGUAUUACUUUUAACAUU
Messenger RNA from Lepisosteus oculatus (spotted gar), 3352 nucleotides. RefSeq names its product ceruloplasmin (gene cp). NCBI's taxonomy places the organism in Eukaryota, Metazoa, Chordata, Actinopteri, Semionotiformes, Lepisosteidae. Gene Ontology annotation, molecular function: oxidoreductase activity; signaling receptor activity; copper ion binding. The record is from RefSeq and is a predicted model, not a curated record. Gene Ontology annotation, cellular component: plasma membrane.